Chenopodium quinoa (quinoa) is the source of this 2057-nucleotide messenger RNA. Its product is annotated as cysteine proteinase inhibitor 2-like. The coding region runs from base 189 to 860 and encodes 223 amino acids. The transcript has a single exon. The record is from RefSeq and is a predicted model, not a curated record. Gene Ontology annotation, molecular function: cysteine-type endopeptidase inhibitor activity. NCBI's taxonomy places the organism in Eukaryota, Viridiplantae, Streptophyta, Magnoliopsida, Caryophyllales, Amaranthaceae.
GUUCUCUACAUUCCACUUUUAGGUUUAGGUAAGUAUUAUGGGAGUAAUCUUCUCUGUAUCAUUCGACUCGAGUUUUAAUCAGGUAACGCCAAAAUUGGAGUUUAUCCCCUCACCGCUUUAGCCUUACAGUCCAAAAUUCCACUCAUAGUCACACUGCUGUUUUUUCUGAUAGAUGUCUGUUUUUUUGCAUGUAUAUCAAACGCGGCACACCGUUCAUGCUUCCACCUUCCCUUCCUUCCUAUCUCCUACUCUUUCGUAUUAUACGUCUCGAAAUUCUCACCUUUUUCUUUCUCGCAAAUUCUUCUACCUAUUUAUACCCUUUUACACUUCUAAUGAUUUUGACACUUUCUCCCAUCUCUUACACUUGUUCAACAAAUUCAUAUCCCUUCCCAAAAAAGAAUCUAAAAAUGCAUAGACAAACUAUUUUAUCUCUUCUUCUACUACUACUCUUCAUCUUCACUACAAAGGUGAAUGCAGUACACAGGGGAAGAAUGGUAGGAGCAAGAACACAAGUAAAAGACGUAAAAACUAAUAAGGAAGUUCAAGAACUAGGUAAGUUUUCAGUAGAGGAGUACAACAGGGAGUUCUUAAGCAAGCAGCCAGGCCCGCUUCGAAGCGUAUCAAACGAGUCGUUGGAUUUUGUGGAGGUGGUGGAGGCGCAAAGGCAGGUGGUUUCCGGGAUUAAAUACUACCUUAAGGUUGAAGCCGUACAAGGCGGUGUUAGUAGGACUUUUGAUGCGGUGGUGGUGGUUAAGCCUUGGGUUCAGGAGUCCAAAAAAUUGCUCAACUUUGGCCCAUCUCCAAGGCCAAAUUUUCUGAAGUUCCGACUGAUCAAAUGUAGGAAACUGCUGAGCUUAUAAUAUUUUUGUUUUUGGUUAAAGAUGAUGCUAAUUAGUGAUAAUUUGCUCUUCUGACUUCUGUGAUUGACAAUAACAAGUUGUUCAUCCUUCCAUCAAUAAUAAAUAAAUGACUUUGAAUUUUCCAGAUUAUCCCUAAUUUCCAUUUUAGGUUUUUCGGUACUUUUAUAUUAGCUUUGUUGUAGUGGUUUACGGCUGAAAACGAGUAAAAAAUAUAUCAUCGCGAUGUAAAUCUCUCACCGGCUAGGAGCACCAGUGCACCACCGGCACUUAAAACGAUAUUUGAGGUCCGAGGUCUUUCUCUUGAAGAAUAUCAUUGAAGGAGAAAAUUUGCGUCCUUAUAAUACGGUAAUUGUACUAUCCCGUCAAAAAAAUUCUGGUAUAUGCAUUAUUUUACCAAAAAAUAUAUAAUUUGUACAACAGAUUAUGAGUUAGUCUAUCACUUAAAGCUGGAUCGUUAAAAUAUCAUUAUUUACCCCAAGCUCUUUUAAAUGAAAAAAACUAUCUAUCUUCAAACUUUCCUGUAAACCAAGUUUCAAACGAAUGUCAAGUUCUACUCACUGAUAAGUUCGGCAAGAAAAUUUGAGUUGUUCCAAGUUAGUCUCUUAUAGAAAGUUUAAGAAUGGUUGCUAAUCUUUAACCAUAAUUUCACAAGUCCGAGUAAGUACUUGCUUGUAAAUACUUCAAUAUUGAAUUUGUGAGAAUCUCCCCUUUCAAGUGCAAAUCUUCCCCUCUUACUAUAUUUCCUAGGAAAAAUAACUCUCUUAUUUUUUCCAAUCAAAACUUGAUUGUAUAGUUUAACUUAUCGUUUAUAUUAUCCCGUUUUUGAGUUUAGAAAAUCCAUUUACCUGUCCAGGAUUAGUAUGGAUAAAAUUACUACCUGCCUUCCUUUUGCGCAGCUUUGCCAUAGUUGACAUCAUUCUGAAUGCUAAAGCUUUCUGCCUCUAACUACGAGUCUACCGCCCUCAAACAUUCAGACACUAGGACUGCCGAAAAUUAACACCCCAGCUUCCUAUUUCCAGAGACUUAUUUUAUCGCCUUUCUAGGUCAACCAUAGCCACCCAAGUACUUACCUUCAAAUGGCAAAAUCACACCCCUAAAUUUCCAACAUCCAGAAAUUUUCUUCUCCUUCCCCCUACUACAUUAUAAGUUCAUAACUUCCAUCAACCCAUCAUAUGCAGCAUCUAAACCCAACCACGU